Molecule: messenger RNA, 945 nt
Organism: Vigna umbellata (rice bean)
Lineage: Eukaryota; Viridiplantae; Streptophyta; Magnoliopsida; Fabales; Fabaceae
Source: RefSeq, a predicted model, not a curated record
UCACCAUCUCAACCUCAGGGAGAUGAUAUUCUACUUGCUUUGGUGGAAAAUCCCAAUCUGAUAUCAGCCACAAGUUCUUUUAAGGCUAACCCAGAGAGGAAGUUCUUGGCAUCUGAUGAGUCUGGUUCAGAGAGAUCAAAGUGGGUUUAUAUAUUCCAGAAAGAAUAUGCUACAGUUGACCCUACCCUCGUUGAUUUUGUUGGCACUGAUGAAGCAACAACGUGCGUUGGCCUUGUUAUUCGGAACAAAAAAACUGGAAUGACAUCAGUUGCUCAUAUGGAUUCGCCAAAAAUUGUAGAAAUUGGCCUUUCCCAAAUGUUAUCAUCACUUGUUGCAAACAGUCUGGAGACCGAGUUCGAAGUGCAUCUCAUAGGGGGGUUUGAAGACGUGUCACUGCAACAAGGAAAUGGUAGUGCAAUAUCAGAAAGCCCUGCAUAUUUGGAUGGUUAUUCCUUUCCUUUGUGUUCAAAGAUUGUUCAUACUCUAUGGUCAAGAGAUGAGAAGUUUCACCUCCAAACGUUCUGUGUUCUUGGACAUAAUACCAGAAGAGAUUCUGAUGGAAACACAUACCCCUUUUUCAAUGGAUUUGUGGUGGAGACUGCAUCAGGUAUUGUCAUCCCAGCUAUUUUUGAUAGAACUUCUAGAUGUCCAGAUGAGCUUGUCAGAAGAAUACGAGUAUCUGUUUCUUAUGAAGAUGCGAAUUGGAAAGAAAAGUUACUAGAAACAUAUGAUUGUGGCUCUGACUGUUUCAAAAUUGCUCCUUGUCGCUGGACUCUUCGUCAAUAUCAUAUUGCUCUUUCACUUCUGAACUGUUCUGAUUUGGAAAUUCUUUCAACAUGUUCAACUUCACCUACUGCUGAGGCGCCAGAUUUUGUGGAUAAUUUACGAAGGUAAAACAUAUGGUUGAUUCUAACUUUAUGUAUUUCAACCUAUCAUCUUAUUUCA